CCUCCUCUCUCUCUUCCUGCCUAUCUUUCUCUCUCCUCUCUCUUCAUGGUGAAAAUCUGGUGACUCGCCUGAUGGAAAAGGUGGAUUUGAAGCUCGGGUUAAAUCAGAUUCACACAGGUGUUGUCUUUGGUUUUGGAAGAUUUUGGGUACCACCCACUCUGCAUGGUCCAUAUAGGCAAUUUGGAUCAUUGCAACAUGCCCUGGAUCUAGCUGCAGUUAGCAGUGAAACUCAGACAGGUGGAUUUGGAUUGAAGAUGGAUCUAGCAGUGCAACAUGUCCUCCUUAUACACAGUAGAGAUGUGAAAGAUGGAGGAAACUGUUACUAUGACACUUCCAAGGUAACAUAUGAGCUCAUUCAAAAGAUACUACUUACAGGACUGGAGCCUGGAGCUGUUGAUGUGUUUCUUGAUUUCAUUUACUACUCAGGUGGUCCUCUACCUGAUGAACUGCUCACCCAAGUUAAGGGAGUUCAUGUCUCAGAGGACUUUGUUGCCGAGCAAUUGAGGUCCAUGAUUUCUGAUAUGUAGGUUGAUGUGGUAAGUGACAAGCACUCAAAAGCAAGUUAUGAUUAGAUGUAGUUUGUGUUUGUAUGUUACUAGUAUUUAGUAGAUAAUAAUAGGUCCAAUAUUUUUUGUAUGUGGCUAAAUUUUUUAUCCAAUUGGAUCUUAUAUGCAUG
Messenger RNA from Magnolia sinica, 676 nucleotides. RefSeq lists its product as uncharacterized. The transcript has 4 exons. The record is from RefSeq and is a predicted model, not a curated record. Lineage: Eukaryota; Viridiplantae; Streptophyta; Magnoliopsida; Magnoliales; Magnoliaceae. The coding region runs from base 72 to 527 and encodes 151 amino acids.